Molecule: messenger RNA, 1149 nt
Organism: Pelagomonas calceolata
Lineage: Eukaryota; Pelagophyceae; Pelagomonadales; Pelagomonadaceae
Source: the annotation of a GenBank genome assembly
CAGCGCCUUGCAUCCAAGGCAGCUUCGGCUUAAACGGCGCCCCUCAUACUUACAGAAGCUGCCAGCUUCGUACAGACACUCCCUUGGACUCAUAGAAUCGCGCUGUCUAGCUCCCGCUGAUCACUGCCACAGCUGCUGGCACCACAAGCCACAAGCCUCGGUGCCGGACAGAUCUGGACGCCGCCAGCGCGAGCGCGAGGAUUACCGCUGGCCACACGCCAUCGGGGCGACGCUGCGUCGCACCUGACGCCAUACGCGCAUCGGUGCGCCGCGCCGCACGCCAGCAACCAUGCUCGUGCUCGCGUCGACCCUCGCCGCCGCGGCCGCGCUCCAGGCCUCGACGCAGCCCCACCCCCUCUUCGCCCUUUCGCAGAGCAACACGCCAAAGCCCGUGAACAGAGUCCUGGGAGGCGACUUUGACGUAAAUCCGAAGGAGCUCGUCAAUAUGUUACCGCUCCAACCAUCUGACAGAAAACGGGCCAAAGAAGCCUUGGCGAGGGACGACUUCGUAGUUACUCUUGAUAACGUAGUAACAGAGGAGCACUGCGACCGGCUCAUAACUUUUGCGAAGUGGGCCAUGCCGUCGACGGUGACCGGCGCGGCGUCGAACGAGGUCGAUUCGGUGGAUGGCGCACCCGCGCACCAAGCGAACCUACCGAAAGCGGCCCUCAAGGAGCUGCUCGGCUCGGAGGGCUACGCGCGGUUACUAGCCCCGGCGUCCCAGAUUCUAGGCGUCAUGCCGCGGGCGGUGAGCGCGUUCGUGCGCAAGUACUCGACGACCUCCAGGCCGCGCUUACCCUUCCACUGCGACGGCUGCGACGCGUCCAUCUCCGUCAAUUUAGUAGAUGGGUCGGAGUACGACGGCGGGGACCUGGUCAUGCUCUCGGACAAUGCGCUGCUGACGGCGCCGCGCCAGGCCGGGAGCGCCGCCGCACAUAGCGCGGACGUGGCCCACGCCGUGACGGACCUCACGAGAGGCGUCCGAUGGUCGCUGGUGGUCUUCGCGCACAAGCGGCGGAACUGGCGGCGCCAGUUUUCUGUGCAGGCGGACGGCCGCGUCGUCGACAAGCGGCGCUGAAGCGCUCGCAUGAUCGUAUUGUCCCAACACACACGUGUUCGGGGAACUUGUUUGUAAUCGUUACACAUCAG